This is a messenger RNA of Geodia barretti, 2226 nucleotides long. The record is from the annotation of a GenBank genome assembly. Lineage: Eukaryota; Metazoa; Porifera; Demospongiae; Tetractinellida; Geodiidae.
AUGGUCGUAGUCGUGAGCGACUCCACGAAUCUCAUCGCCCGCGUGUCCGAAUAUGUGGACGAACCGUUCCAGUUGGAUCGGAUUCAGGAUGCCUACGGCUUUGCCGGCGAAUGCCACGACGGGCAAAUGCGGAUCUCCGGCGACCCCUACAUCGUCCACCCGCUCGCCGCCGCGACAAUCCUGGCCGACCUGCAUCUUGAUCCCGACACCAUCAUCGCCGCCCUGCUGCACGACGUGGUGGAAGACUGCGGCGUUACCGUGGAGGCCCUUGACCAACGGUUUGGCCCAGACGUGGCGCGCCUGGUUGACGGCGUAACCAAACUGACGCGGGUCGAUUACCGACCGCCCGGCGUUAACGGCAAUACCGCCACCGACGCGGAAAACCUGUACGCCGAAAGCCUGCGCAAGAUGCUCGUGGCCAUGGCCGAGGACAUCCGCGUGGUGCUCAUCAAGCUGGCCGACCGGCUGCACAACAUGCAAACGCUGGACGCCCUGCCCGAAGACAAACGGGUCCGCAUCGCCCAGGAAACACUGGACGUUUACUCGCCGCUGGCCCAUCGCCUGGGCAUUUGGGAACUGAAGUGGCAGCUGGACGACCUGGCCUUCCGACACCUCAACGAGUCCGCCUAUCGGGAGAUAUCGCGGAUGCUGGCGGCUCGCCGCUCCCAGCGUGAGGCAUACGUCGACGAGGUGGCUGCGCAUCUGCGGGAAGAACUCGCGGUCAACGACCUGCAGGCCGAGGUCAACGGGCGACCCAAGGGCAUCUAUUCCAUCCACAACAAGAUCGAGAAAUACGCCGCUGAGGGGAAAGAACUCAGCGAUAUUUAUGACCUGUACGCCCUGAGAGUCAUUGUUGACGACGUGGCCGAUUGCUACAAGGCCCUCGGUAUUGCGCAUCGUAUGUGGAGCCCGAUGCCGGGGCAGUUCGACGACUACAUCGCCACACCCAAGCAGAACCUGUACCAGUCGCUGCAUACCACGGUUAUCUGCGACGGCGGCCACCCGCUGGAAGUGCAAAUUAAAACCCACGAGAUGCACCGUAUCGCGGAAUACGGGGUGGCGGCGCACUGGCGGUACAAGGAGGGGGCCGGCCCCAACGGUAGCAAGGGUCGCUUUGAAGAGCGCAUGACCUGGCUGCGGCAACUGCUGGAAUGGCAGCGGGAGACUCCCGACACCACCGAGUUCCUGGAAUCGGUGCGGGAAGACCUGUUCCACGACCAGGUGUUCGUCUACACGCCCAAGGGCGACAUCAUGGAGUUGGCCGCCGGCGCGACGCCCAUCGACUUUGCGUACAAGAUUCACACCGACCUGGGGCACCGCAUUUCCGGCGCCAAGGUGAACGGCCGGCUGGUAUCGCUGGACACGCCGCUGCAAAAUGGCGACACAGUGGAAGUGGUGGCCGGCAAAACCGGUCGCGGCCCAUCGCCCGACUGGUUGAACGCAUCGCGCGGGUACGUGGCCACCAACAGCGCGCGGCAGCGGAUUCGGUCAUGGUUCAACCGGCAGGCUCGCAGCGCAAACAUCAAUCGCGGCCGGGAGUUGCUGCGCCGUGAGAUGCACCGCAUGGGGUUGAAAAUCAGUGACCGCGAAGUCGUGGACCUGUGCCGCUUCGACACCAUGGAAGACCUGCUGGCGGCUCUCGGUUCCGGCGAACUCAGCGACGCAGCGCUGUCCAACCGCCUGACCCAGCUGCGGGCCGAUGAGGUAGACCAGGCCGGCUGGAUGCCCAAGACCAAGGGGCCGGUACCCCUGGACAGUCCAUCGUCGGGCAUAAUGGUGCUGGGCGUGGGAGACCUGCUGACUCGCAUCGCCGAUUGUUGCUCGCCCAUUCAGGGCGACGCCAUCAUUGGGUUCGUAACCCGUUCGCGGGGCGUCAGCGUCCACAAAACCGGGUGCAUGAACGUGUUCAACGAGGACGAAAAGGAGAGGUUGGUGCCGGUGUCCUGGGGCGAAAAGCGGGAGCUUUACCCGGUGCGUCUGCGUAUCGAAGCCAUCGACCGGGUGGGUCUGCUGCGGGACGUUACCACCAAGCUAUCGGAAGAUAAAAUCAACAUCGCCUGGGUGGUAACGCGCGAGAACGACGAUGCCACUGUCAGCAUGGAGUUGACCAUCCACAUCGGCAGCCUGGCCGAACUCAACCGCGUAUUCUCCCGCGUCGAAGGCAUCCGGGGCGUAACCUCCGCCAACCGUGUCACCAGCAGCCCGCUGCGCCAAACCACCAGCUAG